CGGUGGCCGGGUCCGGCGCGGGGCGCGGGCUAGAGGCGGGUGCAACUGGCCCGCGGGCGCCGCACUAUGCUCCCCAGCGCCGUGGCAGCUGGCGCGUACUGGGACGUGGUGGCUUCCUCCGCGCUCCUCAACCUUCCGGCAGCACCGGGCUUUGGCAACCUGGGCAAGAGUUUCCUGAUCGAGAACUUGCUGCGGGUCGGAGGCUCCCCGGCCCACGGGCUGCAGCCACCCCCACCCCACGGCCCGGCGGCCUCCCUAGUCACAGCUGCGGGCGCGCAGCUCCGGCCCCUGCCCGCCAGCCCCGUUCCCCUCAAGCUGUGCCCAACAGCCGAGCAAGUCGGCCCCGCCGGGGCACCCUACGGCACGCGGUGGGCAUUUCAAGUGCUCAGCCCCUCGGCGGACGGCGCGAGGCUGCCGGGCCGGGCUCCGGAGGACCGAGACUGUGCUUUCCAGCCUUCUGCCCCAGGGCCUCCCAAACCUUUUCUUCUGAGUGCUCCAGCAUUCUACUCUGCGUGCUGUGGUGGGUCCUGUCGGCGCCCUGCAUCCCCCUCCGCUUUUCCAAGAGAAGAGAGUGUGCUGCCUUUGCUGACACAGGACUCUAAUUCCAAAGCUCGGAGGGGCAUUUUAAGAAGAGCUGUAUUUUCUGAGGACCAGAGAAAGGCUCUGGAGAAAAUGUUUCAGAAGCAAAAAUACAUCAGCAAAACAGACCGAAAGAAACUUUCCAUCAACUUGGGACUAAAGGAGUCACAGGUGAAAAUUUGGUUUCAAAACAGAAGGAUGAAAUGGCGGAAUUCCAAAGAAAAGGAAGUGCUUUCCAAUAGGUGCAUCCAAGAUGUAAGCCUUCAAGAGGAUCCUCUCUCACAAUCUGCUCUGGGAUUCUCUUCUCCAUGUCCUUCAAUAUGGGAAGUCUCCCAACAGCACUCAAGUCCAAGAUGGAGGGAGAAUUCUCCAGAACCUUCAGAAAAACUAAUCCAGGAGAGUUCAGGGGCACCACCUCCAGAAGCAAAUUCACUGCAUGGUGCCUUGUAUUUGUCUUCUGAGGAAGAAGCUGGAGACAAGGGUGCACUUACUAGGGCCAUAUGAAUGGAAGCAUUUCUAUAUGUUAAUUUAUAAGAACACUUAAUCAACAACAUUUGAAAUCUAAAGCCAAUUAGCUUUUGCCUCAUCAUUGCCUAAAACCUAACACCUUCAGAAUGAUGCAUGAACUAAUGCUUUAGAAAAAUCCACUCCAGUGUUCUCUUAUUUAGCCCUAUACUCAGACUUAACUUGUAAGUGGAAUAGAAUCUUCCAGGACAGAUGAUGGAACUAAAAAGAAUAAGAGCAAGCUUUGGCUCAGUCCCUGCUCUGAGUAUGUGAAUAUAUGCAUAUGUCUGUAUGUGUAUAUAUAUGUAAAUAUUCAUUACAGUACAUUGGUAGAAACUCAAUUAUCUUCAAAUACUGCAUUGAGAAAAUUCAUUUCCUUUUUUUAUGAAGAAAAAUAAACCACUGACAGAAUGUUAUAAAUUUUUUGGAAAUAAUGUAAAAUUUGAACUUUAUCCAAACUUUCAUACCACAAGAAUAUGUUUUGAUAAUUUCUCAGGGGCUAGGGCUGUAGCUCAGUAGUAGACUGCUUACUUAGCAUACACAAGGCCCUAGGUCAAUCCCCAGAAUAGCAAAAAAAGAAAACAAAAUUCUCUUAUUUUAUGACUUCUUUUAGUAUCCAACUAUAAGUGAAUUUUAGCAACUCAGCAAUCCUAAUCAAAUGAGCCACAGUUAUAUACACUGAAGAUAUACAUUAAAAUGAACCCAAGAAUUUCUGAAUAUAACUGUUAGUAUGCUUAAUUUUCAAGUCUCUGGACUUUAUCAGGCCAUCAGUGAGAGAGGUAUCCAUUUAACCAAUAAUUAUUUUUUUAUUCUUUCUCAAAGAGAAGAGAAUCAAAAAGAGAGAGAGAGGCUUAGAGCAGGGUUUGCAAAAUGAAAUGGAUGCCUUUGAGGGCCUGGUAGAUAAACAGAGGUCAUGGUUUACCUAAAGGUAGUUGAGUUCAAUAAUUUUCCAACCCUGUGUUGGCCAAACAAAACAUCUGUGUCAAGUAGUUUGUGACCUCUGGCCAAAAAUAAAGAAAGCUGCAGUGUUAUGGCUCUUAAAAUGUUCCCAACUGGACUUAAAAACACAAUACUGAUGGAAUCUAUGAUGAUUUCUGUUUGCACUUCUAGUUACAGGCUCAAUUUUCCACUUAGUUGGCAUACACUAUGUAUAUUGGGUUAUUUUAUGUAUUAACAAACACCACACAGAUGUUUUAUGUUUUUGACAACCCUGAAAUAGUGUUUUUAUAAAAUUACAUUUCUGGUAACGAUUUGCUUAGUUAAUCCAGCAAUUUUAAUUUCAUGUCCAAGAAAAAAUUAUGUUUCACUUUGAAGGAAAUGAAGCAGAAAAAGGAAAUGAUGUGGUUUUGAACCAAGCUGUCAUUGAUCUGUGGAUAAGAAACAUUCCUAGAAGUUCAUUAUGUGGCAUUUUGUUAGUGAACAAGCUACGUAAUGAUGGUGGCUUCUAAUGUGCUUACCUUCUCAGCUAUAGCCUUUGAAGGGUUGGCAUUUAGAAAAGGCACUAUUUCAGAAGAUAAUGGUUUUAAUCAACAUCAGGAAAUUAUUUUUUAUGAAAGGAUUUUUUUUGUUGGUAUAUGUCUUUAUCGCAUGAUCUUUUACUUUCACUUGGAAGCUCAUCUCUAUGCCUCCUUGCUGGGAGUGGGGGGCAGGGAUUUGCUAACAACGGUUUAAAUUUUAAGAGCUGUUUUAAAGUGAUUUAAAGUACAGUUUCUUUUUAUGAUGUUAACAUCAUUUACAUUUUUAGGGUCCUCUCUAGGUUUUAGACCCUGUGCUAAGCGUUUGGGUGUAUUAACUCAUUUAAUCCUCACAGAAAUAACUCUAUAAUGUAGACAGUAUUACUAUCAGGGUUCUGGUUGCGGGACAAGGGACCUGAGGCAGAAUAUGGUUCAAGUGCUUAUAUAAGGUCCUGAGGUAAAUCAAUGGGAUUUGGACCCUUCCAGUCAAGUUUCAAGUCUUGAGGUUUUUAACAGACUCAAGGGGUCCAUAGCACUAUGGACACAUAGUGUCCACAUUGUGUGGGAUGCUUUAUAAAAGAUACAUUCUGCCAAUUUUGAUGAGAUUUAUUAAAGAAAUUCAGAAGCACAUGAUGUUUUAUAAUCUCUUUCUUAAGGAAUGAUUUUCUCUUUAGUAUUCUCUUUUCUGCCAGAUUUUGAAGUUUAGGGAAAGUAAAGUACUAUGGGAGUGUUUAAGUGUGCAAAGGAAAUGCUUUUUUUUUUUUUUAAAUCUCUCACUCCCCAAAUCAUGAAGUGCUUGUCUGUGGUUACAGUUCCUUGAGAAUAACUUGAAUUUUGAAAGAGAGAAAGUUGUCAAGACCAUCUUAUUACCUAGAUUGUAGAAAUGGGCUAAUUGGUGCUUAAAUGUCUUUCAUCAGAAAGCUCUGAGGCCCAGAAAAGGUUUCACUUUGUAAAACUGGCCUGAUAUUUGAAUAUACAAAUCAGUCUUUUAAUUAUCUUCCAUUCUGGAAUGCCGUAGGCUUAGGCUAUGGAUGGACAUUUUAGUGGUGCCUAGGAAAUUCACAGACACAUACACGACAGGUAUGCAUGUGCCCUUUAUGCUUUGAUUUUGCUUUCUGUUGCCAGAAUUGCUGGAGGGAAGGAUUGAGCACUGAUAUACCAUCAACAAGGGUCUCCCUUCUCUCUCAGCUCAUGUUCCUGAUAACUAUCCCACCCUACCGACCCAUGGCCUGAGGUGUCCAUUUUCCUGUUAUCUUGGUACAGUUCCUUUUCCGCAGGUGAUCAUGCAUUAGCAUAUUUGCUCUCUGCUUUUCAGACAAAUGCUGCUUUAAUUGGCACCAGGGCUAUAGAAGGAGGUCAAAGAAAUUAUCAAGUGGCUCUUAAGCAGAUGAGAAGAAAUAAAUGAUGAGCAUUAUCUCUAUUUUUUAAAAAGUAUUUAGGGUUGGAAAUAUAUGAACAGGUAUUAUUACUGGCUCUGGAAACAUUGAAGGUCAUGAUCAUUAAAGUUUAAAGGAUAUUUCUUAGUAGUCAGAUGGUUUGCAUGGGAACCCAAUUAUAUAAAUAACUCAGUAGUUCUCAGAAUUUAAAAAUCAUAUACAUGAUCAUGCCAUACCUUCCAACAAGGUUUGGAUAUACACACAUAUCUGGACAUACAUACUCCUUCAACAUCCAUACCUUCCAAUCCACCCUUAAAAUCAAUACACAUUUUUUUAACUUUUCAAACAUAAAACCAUAAAGAAAUACACUCGUCCAACCCACAUGUGUUCCUUCUGGUCCCCUUCACUCCCUUUUUCUGAUGCAUUUUGGGUGUUAUCAACUCUUUUAAUGCACUUCCUUUAAAAGUUACACAUGCCUCAAUGUGUUCUAUGCCCCAUCCAUCCCUCAGUUGCUAAUGGUUCCAUCAAUCUCUGUUGGCCUUUAAAAACCAUGAAGUUCAUUCCGCUGGACUCAGAAGCUUGUUAAACACUGCAUUUUCAGCUGUCUGAAAUCCCCCCAGUAUUUUUGGUUUCUGGAAUUCAACACUUAUUGGGCACUUGUGAGAAACAUUGUCCUAGCCUUUGUGCCAACAAAUAUGAGAAAGAGCAUAGUCCUUACCCUCUCAGAGUUUAUAAGUUCGUCUUUUCACCAAGCAACUUUUGAAAUAUUCCCUGCUGCUGUUGACAGGAUCUGUUGAAUUUGGGGCAAAAAUAAACAAACUUUUGAUAUCCUCCAAAAACCCUGCCUCUCUAUUUGCAGAAAGAGAAUUCUUAUGUGCUUAUGUGCUCUACUGUUCAGAAAAUACAAGCUGCUCAACAGUGCUGGUUUUCUAUGCUCUCCCUCCUCCGGGCCAUAGUAGUCCAGGAGGAGUUAGAAAGAGUCCAGAAAUGAAUUCAGCAGUUCCCUUUUGUUUAGGGUGGACGCUUUCUCUCUCUUUUUUUUCUUUCAGCCUUCUCAGCCUCAGUGGGAAGACAGAAGAAAAAGCAGAUAAUCGAAGCAGGGAAAUUCAGGAUAAUGAGUGUUCUUGAAUAUAUAAGGGAAAUGUUGCAAGAUUAAUUUAUAUCUUUUUCAAACCAUUUCUGAAUUAGGCAACUACCAUAAUGAUGUAUAGGACUUAUGCCUAUAAGUCCUUAUGGUUCUUAGCUUCCAGUUGUUGCCUGGGUUAUAUUACAUUACAUUGCAUUAUUAGUUUGGGGUUAUAAAGAAAUAGACUCAAAAACACACUGAACAAAGUAAAAUUCAUAUGUAAUUCCACUUUCUGGAGAUAGCCAACUUAGCUCUUUUAUGAAAAAAAUUUUAGUCAUUUUAAAAUGUAUGUUAAUGUAAAUACUUGUGUCUCAACAGAUUUGGAUCACAGUGUAUAUUCAAUUUUUCCCAAUUUUUUUUU
Molecule: messenger RNA, 5400 nt
Organism: Marmota monax (woodchuck)
Lineage: Eukaryota; Metazoa; Chordata; Mammalia; Rodentia; Sciuridae
Gene: Dbx2
Product: developing brain homeobox 2
Exons: 4
Coding region: 67-1083 (338 amino acids)
Biological process (GO): regulation of transcription by RNA polymerase II
Molecular function (GO): DNA-binding transcription factor activity, RNA polymerase II-specific; DNA binding
Source: RefSeq, a predicted model, not a curated record